Messenger RNA from Empidonax traillii (willow flycatcher), 3985 nucleotides. RefSeq names its product zinc finger protein 282-like. Lineage: Eukaryota; Metazoa; Chordata; Aves; Passeriformes; Tyrannidae. The record is from RefSeq and is a predicted model, not a curated record. Gene Ontology annotation, biological process: regulation of DNA-templated transcription.
GCACAAAGCCUGGGAGGCAGCUAAUUCCUGCUGAUGGAUCCCAGAGCUCCUGAGUCUCUCUGUUGCUGAACGCCAGGACAGGAUUCCUAAAGGGUGGGAGCCUCACUGGGAUUUGCAAAACCACUGGGGAGCCUGGAACGUGGUUUGAAUUUUGCAGAGCCUUAAAGUUGUGUUGCAUUUAUUUUCCCACAUUGUCUUCUGUGUCUGUUCGAUUUUCCGAAUCCUGUGAAAGCAGAACUUGGAGGUGCUGCAGAAACCUGGGAAACGAGGAGUUAACGUGCUGCCAGUGUCCCAGACACCCAUAACAAGUGGAAUAGGAUCUGCUGGAGAGGGCCACGUGGAGAUUGUUGAGUUGGAGCAGCUGGGAAGGACUUGGCUCCUUCCAGUGGGGAGCUCCGUGCCCCUGGAAACUGUCCCUGGGAAUUCAGUGCCACGUUUCCCCUGGCUCACCUCAGCUCUUCCUCUGGGCCAACACCAUGUUUUUUUCAGGCAAAUUUAGGCCUGUUUAGCCCUGAAGUUGAGCAGGAACUCUCCAGAUGCCCCUCCUGGUGUGUCUCUCUCGGGCUCAGCUCCCCUGGCGAUGGUUUAUUGCGCUGCCCUGAACUGCCAGAACGCCACCAGCGGCACCUACAAGAACAGCUCCGUGACUUUUUAUGGGUUCCCCCUGCAAAACGAAGCCCUCCUGCGGCAGUGGAUCCACAACAUGGGCAGGGACAUGGGGACCCCCUCCAAGUACCAGCGCCUGUGCUCGGAUCACUUCGAGGAGAGCUCCUUCGAGAGGGACCCCCUGAAUGUGCGCAGGAACAGGAGGCUGCUGAAGGGGGCUGUUCCCAACAAAUUCAUCCUGGGCCAGGAUGGGAACUGGCUCGUGGGGACACCCCAGGGCUUCUGCGACGGGAUGGGGAACAGAACUCGGAAGCGAAUCCGGAGUCCCAAGCGCUGGAGGGUCACUGGGAAUUUUCUCUAUAGUGCUAGGGGGCCAACUUUGGAGGACUGGCAGAAUGAAUUUUACAAGACAAUCCUAAAGGAGAAUUAUGGAUCUUUAGCCGUGUCUGGAAAAGAUUAUCCUGUUCCCAAAAGCAAAGUCCCGGUGGGAGGAGCGGUGCAGGUCAAGGCUCAGCAGGAUUUGGAGGGAAGGAAGAUUCCUGCCAGCCUCAGCACAGGCUGUGGUGGUGCCAUGAUCAGAUCCCAGCAGCAGAGCGCAGAAGACACACAAGUUCAUGGAUCAUCCUCAAGAGGAUCCCAAAACCUGCCCUGGAACGUUCCGGGCAAGGGGGAGGCGUCGGAGAACCACCAGAAUUCCCCAGACAAGGCAAAUCCCGUGGGGAACGGAGGAGGCAGCAGCUCCCCUGCGGAAGGACGAGCCGGUGAAUCCAAACAGUCCCUCUGUGAGCAGCAGACCCAUCCCAAGGCGGCCCAGGUGCCGUGGUUCAUCUGCGCCGAGUGCGGCAAGAGCUUCGCCCGGCACGCCUACCUGCUCCGGCACCACAAGAUCCACACGGGGGAGAGGCCCCACACCUGCCUGGAGUGUGGCAAGAGCUUCCUGGAAAAGCUCAAGCUCACUAACCACCUGAGAACGCAUUUUAAUAUAAUCCACGUGCCAAAGGAUUUCAGCUGCUCCCGAUCCCAGCGAUGGAGCGGAUCCCGGUGCUGGUCGGUGGUGGCAGUGCCGGUGCCGCUGCCGGUGGCGGAGCCGCUGCCGGUGCCGGUAGGCGGCACUGCUCCGCGCUCCGCGCUCCCGCCGCUCCCCGCCCGCUGCCGCCCAGCCCGGAGGAGGCGGAUGCGAUUCCCCGGCUGCCCGUGGCUGCUCGGCGGGGCGGCGGGGCCCGGCCCUGCGCAGGCACCGACAGCGGCCCCGGCCCCGCGCCCGGCCCCGGCCCCGCUCCGCGCUCUCCCCGCCGCCGCCGCCGCCCGGCCCCGGCCCCGGCCCCAAUCCCAGCCCCGGCCGCGGCCGCCGGGCCCGGCCCAGCUCCUCGGGGCCAUGGCCGAGUGGGCGCCCGCCCAGGUGCAGGAGUGGAACAUGGAGGCCCCUCACCUGAUGCCGCUGCAGCCGCCGCUGCUGCCGGAGCGGGCGCACGUGCGGGAGGCGCAGCUGCACUCGGCAGAGGCCUCGCUCUGGACCGUGGUGGCCACGGUGCAGGCCAUGGAGAGGAAGAUCGACCUCCUGGCCACCCGCCUGCUCAGCCUGGAGGGCCGCUCCGGCACGGCCGAGAAGAAGCUCCUGGACUGCGAGAAGACGGCCAUGGAGUUCGGGAACCAGCUGGAGAGCAAGUGGGCCGUGCUGGGCACCCUCAUCCAGGAGUACGGGCUGCUCCAGAGGCGCCUGGAGAACGUGGAGAACCUCCUGAAGAACAGGAAUUUCUGGGUGCUGCGGCUGCCCCCCGGCCCCCGGGGCGAGGUCCCCAAGGUGCCGGUGACGUUUGUUGACAUCGCCGUCUACUUCUCGGCGGAGGAGUGGAAGAACCUGGAGGAGUGGCAGAAGGAGCUGUACAACAACCUGGUGAAGGAGAACUACGAGGCUUUGCUCUCCCUGGACGGUGCCCUCUCCAGGAGUGAGGCUCAGCCCCGCAGUGAGCGCGGGGAAGGGCCCUGUGUCCCCGAGCAGCGGGAGCUGGAGCAGCGGGAGCUGCCGCCGGACACCUGCGCAGAGUCGCUGAUCUCCACCUCCGACAUCCUGUCCCGGAUCAAGCAGGAGGUGGCCUUUGUGGGGGAGCAGCAGUUCCCGGAGGAGCGGGGGAUGCCCCCGGACCCCUGUGCAGGCGCGGACGCCCUGAUCACCGCGCACGACUUCUUGUCGUGGAUCAAGCAGGAGGAGGAGCCCUGUGUCCGUGAGCCCUGGGAGCUGCCGGACAGGGAGAUGCUGCCCCCGGGUCCCGGUCCUGCCGGCGAGGGGCUGCUGGUGAAGACGGAGGAGCGGUGCCCCCACGCCGAGCCCCCCGAGGAGGUGGGUUUGCCGGGCGGCUCCGGGGAGCUGCUCUUCCCCGGCACGGGCUUCGGGACCCCCGAGGGACAGGCGGCGGUGCCAGCGGCCGUGGCUCUGCCGGCGCAGCACAGACUGGGCAAAGCUCCGGGCCCCGAGCCGGGCCCGGGCGCCGAGAGCGGGGCGGUCCCCGCGGCGCCGCCGGGACCCGCCGAGGAGCGCCCGCACGGCUGUGCCGAGUGCGGGAAGAGCUUCAGCGGGAAGAAGAGCCUGCGGAUCCACCAGCGCAGCCACGCGGCCGAGCGGCCCUACCCCUGCGCCGAGUGCGGCAAGAGCUUCAAUUGCCACUCGGGGCUGGUGCGGCACCAGAUGAUCCACCGCGGGGAGCGGCCCUACAAGUGCUCCGAGUGCGGCAAGUGCUACAGCCGCAAGGAGCACCUGCAGAACCACCAGCGGCUGCACACCGGGGAGCGCCCCUUCGCCUGCGCCCAGUGCGGCAAGAGCUUCAUCCGCAAGCAGAACCUGCUCAAGCACCAGCGCAUCCACACCGGGGAGCGCCCGUACCAGUGCCCGGCCUGCGGCCGCAGCUUCCGCUACAAGGAAUCCCUCAAGGACCACCAGCGGGUCCACGGGGCCGAGGCGGGGCCGCCCCCGCUGCCCCCGCCCGGGAUCAUGCCCCCCGGGGAUUAGGGGUUCCCCCCCGCCGCGGACUGACACCCCCCGGGACGGGGACGGGCACCGGCCACGCAGCUUCCCACCAAAUCGAGGUGCCCGGCCGGGGCGGGGGCGCGCGGGGACCCCCAGGGGGGUCGUGCACCCCUCGGUCCCUCGCCGUGGACGGACACUUCGGCCCCCAGCGCUCCCCCCACAGACAAUGCCGCUGCACGGGGUGGGGAGCAGCCCCCCCCGCCGUGCCCCCCCCGCGCCACCCCCCGCCUGCCGCUCUGUCCCCCCGGCCCCCGCUGCUUAUUUUUACUGCCCCCCGCCCCCCGUCCCGCUGUACAGUGCUUGGGGUGUAGUUUUGUAUGGACGAAGCGAUCCGGAAUAAAGUCGUGCUGGGCUGCA